AGAAUGGCGGCGGCGGCGGCCGCAGCGGACUCGUUUGCCGGCGGCGGCCCGGCGGCCGUGAAGCUGCCGCGCUCGCCGCCGCUCAAAGUGCUGGCGGAGCAGCUGCGGCGCGACGCGGCGGGCGGCCCGGGCGCGUGGCGCCUGUCGCGGGCGGCGGCGGGCCGCGGGCCGCUGGAGCUGGACGCCGUGUGGAUGCAGGGCACGGUGGUGGCGGCGGGCGGCGGCGAGGCGCGGCUGCGGGACCCGAGCGGGGCCUUCUCGGUGCGCGGCCUGGAGCGGGUGCCGCGCGGGCGGCCCUGCCUCGCCCCAGGAAAGUAUGUGAUGGUGAUGGGAGUGGUCCUGGCCUGCAGCCCUGAGCCGUGCCUUCAGGCUGUGAAGAUGACAGAUCUGUCCGAUAAUCCCAUCCAUGAAAGGAUGUGGGAACUUGAAGUGGCAGAUCUACACAGGAAUAUUCCUUAGAUGAUGUUUGGAACCGGCGUAAGAACAACUGAAAUUCUGAAACCACUGAGGCUCUUAUACCACGUGGAUUUCCUGGACAUCGUUCGUUGUAUAUUUCUCCAAAGUUUCUCUGAGGGCUGUGCUUUGGCUGAUCAAGGAGACCGGAUGUAGGAUUUCUAAAUGCUGGAACACUCCAGUUAACCCAGCCCUGCUGCCCCUUGCUUUGAUGACUGUGUGCUGAUGAAAAGCAGAUGUUGUGUUCUCUCUCUCUUUUUUUUUUUUUUUUGGUUCAUGUGUGUGAAUUCUCUCUAAAGCACACAGAAAUCUCAUGUUGCAUUUUCCAAGUUUUACAAGUGAUGAUACAUUUUUCCCUUACUACUGCAACCCUAUUUUACAAUGCAAAAUGUAAAUCUCAGUCAUUGCCCGUGGUGAUUAAAGUGUGGUUAUGGGCAGGAAAACAGACCGUGUGAAGAAGGAAUAAUGGCUCCAAGAAUUUCCAGCAACAGCUUCCAUAUCGAGUUUGCAAGUCAGACAGCACAGCGCCUCUCAAGGACACAGCUCUUUCUGCUGCAGACGCCACUCAACCAUUUAAGGUCCAUUUCCCAGAGAUGAGGAUGAUGAUCCCCGCCAUUCUUCCUGCUCUUGGAGAUGUUGAAACACUUUCAGAAUUUCUUGUUGAAACUGAAAUCAAGAUUGGGAACGACUUGCAGGCAUUAACUAAACUUCUGCCUCCUAACUUUUGGUGAGACACUGCAAGGGAGCAACCUCCUGGUUCCGAGUUCUUACAUGUUUGGUACGGAAUGACUUUUUGUCGUGAUUGUAUUGGAUGUGGGUGUCUGCUCUCUGCUUCUUCAUUUUUCCUUAGAUUGUAAAUAUCAAGGGAAUCAGGUUAUGUUCCUACGUUGCUGUAGAAUUUUGCUGGGUUAUUGAUCGUCUACCACUAAUAAAUUGUUUUAUAUGCUGUA
Diceros bicornis minor is the source of this 1403-nucleotide messenger RNA. It is a transcript of the gene RMI2, whose product is annotated as RecQ mediated genome instability 2. The transcript is spliced from 2 exons. Gene Ontology annotation, cellular component: cytosol; nuclear speck. The coding region runs from base 4 to 459 and encodes 151 amino acids. NCBI's taxonomy places the organism in Eukaryota, Metazoa, Chordata, Mammalia, Perissodactyla, Rhinocerotidae. Gene Ontology annotation, biological process: regulation of sister chromatid segregation; DNA repair; negative regulation of double-strand break repair via homologous recombination. The record is from RefSeq and is a predicted model, not a curated record.